Messenger RNA from Heterobasidion irregulare TC 32-1, 504 nucleotides. RefSeq lists its product as uncharacterized. The record is from RefSeq and is a predicted model, not a curated record. Bases 1 to 504 code for a protein of 167 amino acids. The transcript is spliced from 3 exons. Lineage: Eukaryota; Fungi; Basidiomycota; Agaricomycetes; Russulales; Bondarzewiaceae.
AUGAAACACGAUGACACUGCUUCUGAGUCUGGAAGGGGUUCACUUUCCCAAGAACUGUCUGUUAGCAAAACCACUCCCAACCUAAAACAGCCAUCAGUUAUCCAUGCUGCCAAGGAUGCUGAAAAGAAGAUUCCCACCAAAAAGCAAUCAGAGAUAAAGGCAGACCUCCAGUGCCAGGUCAACCAUUGCAUUAUGUGCUUGAUCUGCAUGCAUGGUCUUGUCCCCAAUGUCAUUGAUUCCUCGGAGUGGAAGAAAUUGCUGACCACUCUAAAUCCCAGCAUUCAUCCCAUCUCCUCAAGCACCUUUGUUAAUAAGCACAUCCCAAAAGAAGCUAUGCUAGUCCACAGCCUGCAAGAAGAUCAUAUCAAGAACUCCACAUAUACCACUAUCAGCUUCGAUAGAACUAACACAAGAUGCUUAGCACAUCUCUAUAUGGAUCUUAUCAAGGGUUUUAAAAAUAAUCCAGUGGAUUGGUCCAGAGAAGAUCACCACAUCAAUUUCUGA